AUGAAAAAUAUACUAAAGUAUUCAGGUCCUGGAUUAAUGGUUGCAGUAUCAUUCUGCGAUCCUGGGAAUUAUUCAACAGCAGUAGCUGCUGGCUCAGCAUUUAAAUAUCAACUACUUUUCACAAUCUUGGUGUCAAAUUUUUUGGCAGUUUUUUUACAAGUCUUAUCAGCAAAAUUAGGAGUCAUAACUGGUCUUGAUCUUGCAGCGAAUUGUCGAGCAAAUCUUCCUUAUAGAUUAAAUAUGUUCAUUUACAUUUUAACCGAAAUUGCAAUCAUUGCCACUGAUUUGGCUGAAGUUGUCGGUACUGCUAUUGGGUUAAAUAUUGUUUUCAAGCUCCCGCUUUUCGCUGGGGUUGUUGUUACCGUUAUUGACGUUUUAAUUGUCUUGAUGGCUUAUAGACCAAAUGGUCCUUUGUUAUUUGUCAGACUUUUCGAAGGGUUUGUUUCAUUAUUAGUGGCGGCUACCGUUGUUUGUUUUGCCAUUGAAUUAUAUCAAGUUUCUCAUGAUCCUUCAAUAAAUUUUUCCACCAUUGAAGUUUUAAAAGGUUUCUUACCAAAUGAACAAGCCAUUGAUUUAGAUGAAAGAGAAGGUGGUAGUGGGUUAUUUUUAAGUUUGGCUAUUCUUGGUGCCACAGUUAUGCCUCAUUCUUUAUACCUUGGCUCAGGUUUAGUUCAAGCUAGAUUAAAAGAUUUUGACAUUAAAAAUGGUUUCUAUUCUCCUCCAGUUGAAAAUCCAAUUCAAAUCUCCAACAAUGAUGAUCCCCAAGUUAAUCUUGCUAAAAAUAAUCAAUCCGUCACUAAUGAUAAUUUAGAUGGCGUUAAUGCCCAAUUACUUUCUCAUGAUGAACAUUCCAAUGGCCCUGAAAAAUCUCCGGAUUCUUCUGAUUCUUCCGUUGAUGAUUAUAGACCAUCUAUUCAUGCCAUUAAUGAUACAAUGACUUAUACAAUUACCGAACUAGUGAUUUCUUUAUUCACAGUGGCUCUCUUUGUUAAUGCUGCCAUUCUUAUAGUUGCUGGUGCUACUCUUGAUAAAAGUCAAAACCAUUUCCAAUUUUUCUUACGUGAUGAUGAUGAUCACGAUAUCGAUGACGGUCAUAAUUCUGACUCUGAUUCUUCUGAUGAAAGCUAUGGUAAUGCAGAUUUAUUCACAAUUUAUCAUUUAUUAUCAACCCAUUUAUCUCCAACUGCAGGUUUUGUUUUUGCCCUUGCUUUACUUUGUUCUGGUCAAAGUGCAGGGGUGGUUUGUACUCUAGCCGGUCAAAUGGUUUCUGAAGGAUUUUUAAGUUGGUCUUUACCCCCAGUUAUUAGAAGAUUGAUUACUCGUGCUUUUGCUAUUAUUCCAUGUUUAUUGGUUGUUAGUUUUGCUGGUCGCGAAGGUUUAUCGAGAAUAUUGAACGCAAGUCAAGUUGUUUUAUCAUUAUUAUUGCCAGUGGUUAGUGCUCCUCUCAUUUAUUUCACUUGUUCUAAAAAAAUCAUGAGAGUUCCUUUAUUAGUUCGUGAUGGUGAUGAAGACGUUGAUACUAUUUUGGAUUAUGAAGAUGAUAAUUCUUUGCUUACUAAACUCAAUAAUAAUGCUAGACGUUAUAAAACAACUGAGCCGGCAAUUAGAUUACAAAAUUUGAGAAAUUCCCAUCCAUGUGUUGGUUGGGAAGAUGAUGAUACUGAAGAUCAUGAACAACAACAUUUGGUGAGUUCGAAUACUGAUUCAAAUGACGAUUCUGCUUCACAUCCAAAAAGUCAUAAAAGUCACCCAUAUUAUAGUCGUCAACGUCGCCGUGGUUCUACAGUCGAUAUAGCCAAUAACGACGGAAGCGAUGCUGAUGUAGAAGAUGAAGAUAUUUUAAGUGAUACUAAUAAUGCCGAUAACCUUGACACUUGUGAUGAAGAUUAUGACAUCUACAGAGUCAAAGGUUUCAAAGAUAUGAGUAAUGGUCCCGUUACCUCAUUCAUUGCUGUUUUGGUAUGGGCAUUCGUUGCAUCGUUAAAUUUAUUCCUUAUUGGUAGUAUGAUUAUGGGGUAUGAGGUACCGCUUUAA
Molecule: messenger RNA, 2034 nt
Organism: Hyphopichia burtonii NRRL Y-1933
Lineage: Eukaryota; Fungi; Ascomycota; Pichiomycetes; Serinales; Debaryomycetaceae
Product: divalent metal ion transporter
Exons: 2
Coding region: 1-2034 (677 amino acids)
Biological process (GO): intracellular manganese ion homeostasis; iron ion transport
Cellular component (GO): plasma membrane
Molecular function (GO): cadmium ion transmembrane transporter activity; manganese ion transmembrane transporter activity
Source: RefSeq, a predicted model, not a curated record